GCCCGCCGCGCCCACCGCUGGUCCUCCGCCUGCGGGGCCGCAGCGAGCCGUGUCCGCCAGAGUCACGUGAAGGGCCAGGGGAGCGCGCCGAGCUGGCUCGAGGACAGAGUCCGCAGCUGUGGCCACGACGUCCCGAUCCCAGCCCGGCGCUAUGCUCCGGGCGGGUGGAGCCCCGGGAGUGAACCGCGCACAGACCCCCGAGGAGCCGGCCGCACAGGAGGACCUUCUCCUGGCGGCAGCCUAUGUUUCCGAUGCCCAGUACAACAGAAAUGUUCCAUUUGAAACAUCUCCUCAGGCCAUCAGACUUUACUAUUUUUAUAACCACUGGGCAAUGCGAGCCACCACAUACUUCUUCAUCUGUGUCGAUCUUUCCCUCGCCCUGUUUGAGGAGCCCGCAUUGUUUCCACUGCCUUUCUUGGCUACCUCACUAGCAGAAGUGCUCUGUCUGGCUGCAUUUUUUGGGAGACUCCUGCAUUUUGCAAAAGUCACUCCGCAGAUGGUUUUCUGGAAGGAUACAAAAAACAUCUGCAUCAUGGUAACCAUAGUGCUGACCUUGAUUGACCUCAUUAUCUACGGGUCCCUGGAAGCUGUCAAGAUCCACAGCGUUCGGUGGUCAAGGGUCUUAAGGCCAGUGUUCCUAAUCAACUUCCCUGAAAGUCGUCAGAUCCGAAGGGCUUUUCGAAGCAUCCGGAACACUCUGCCAGACAUCCUCUAUGUUUUUCUCUUGUUUAUAUUCAGUGUGCUGAUAUUCUCCCUUAUGGCUUUAAAGCUCUUUGGGGACAGGGGCCUUAAAACAGUGGAUGGAUCACCCUACUUCACCAACAUCCUAGAGAUAGCUUUUGACCUCUAUGUGCUGGUCACCACUGCAAACAGCCCUGAUGUCAUGAUGCCUGCCUAUAACUUCAACUGGUGGUAUUCACUCUACUUUAUUGCGUACAUCAUCAUCAACACCUACAUCUUUAUGUCCGUCUUUCUGGCUGUGGUCUACAACAAUUACCGGAAGCACUUAAAGAACGAGAUUCGCAAACUGGCAUACCUGAAACGUCACAAGAUGGUAGCGGCUUUCAACAUUCUGAAAGUCAAGGUGGGAACGGAGUUUGUGGUAAAGGAGGCCCAGUGGAAGCAGCUGGUCAAGGUCGUGGCACCAGACAUCAGCAGUUCCCACCUGGAGCUCCUUCUGAGGAUUUGUGAUGAGGAACAGAAGGGGCUCGUGGACAAAAUUAGUUUUCUACAGUUGGCUGACCUCCUCAACAUCCAGGUGGUCACCAUCAACAUCAGGAGACACCCCCUGGAAACCUGGAUGCCACGGGUGUACCAGUCGCCUGCAAGCCUCCUGGUCCAGAAGAUGGUUCGGCACAGACUUUUUGUAUGGGUUUAUGAUGUCGUCAUUCUUCUAAAUGCCAUCUUCAUCGCUCUGGAUGAGAAAAACCCCUUCAUUUCCUAUGCAGAAUGGGUCUUCCUUGUUCUCUAUAUCAUAGAGAUUCUCCUGAAACUGUAUACGUACGAACCCAGAACCUAUUUUGGAAAGAAGCAGUUCUGGAACUGGUUCGACACACUGAUCAUCAUUGCAGCGCUGCUGGCGACUGUGGCCACCGCCACCAUCCAGUCAGCAAGAAAAUACAACAGCCAGCAGAUAUUGGAUAUUGUCUUGAUAUUGAGAAUACUCCGGCUCCUAAGGGUCAUCGUCAGCAUUCAGAGAUUCCGGAUUAUCGUGACUACCUUGAUUAACAUCGGCCCUACAAUGUUGACGUUUGGUGGGCUCAUCUUGGUGGUCUACUACGCGUUUGCUAUCGUCGGGAUGGAAGUGUUCCAUGGCAAAAUCCAGUUCUUGGACCCAAACUUCACUGCUCCUGGUGCCCUGGUGUGCGGAAACCCAGCCUUAAAAGACUCAGCAUUCGCGCGAGACAGGUACUGCAAGAACAACUUCAAUGACCUGGCUUCCUCCUUCAUCGUGCUGCUGGAGCUCACCGUGGUCAACCAGUGGCAUGUCUUGGCAGGUGGCUUCGCCCUUGUGACGCACCAGGCAGCGAAGCUAUACUUCAUUGGGUUCCACAUUGUGGUGGUCAUCCUCAUUGUCAAUAUCUUCAUAGCGUUCAUCUUGGAGGCGUUUUUUGUGGCAUAUUCAUUAGAAAAAAGUGAAAUAGAGACUGCUAUUGAGAAGAAGAUCCAGGAGCUUGGUGUGGGGAUCCAAGAGGAAGAAGUGCCGGAUGAGAAGCUCACUGAUGACAUGAACUCCAAGGACACUGGCUCUAGUGGGGAUGACGGAGACAACAAAAGGAAGUCCUUGAAAGGACUGUACUUCAGAAUUGCUUCAAACAAGUACAGGACGGUGGACGCCUUGCUGCAGCGCAUGUUUGAGUCUGAAAUUACUCCAGACGAUGACAGCCCUUCCUUGGAUGAGAUUCUGAACUUCUCGCCUAGUGACAUCUAUCUCAAGAAUCCCAAUUUUGAAAACAGUGCGUGAUACAGAGCACAGCAAGGCCACAACUAGGGACUCAGCACAUGGUACCGGGAGGUGACUUUCCCAGUCCAGCUUCCCUCCCAUGGUCUGAUGAGCCUGUGAGACCCCUCACCCCCAGGUGCUGAGGGGCCAGCUGGAAGGUGACAGGGGCUGCCCGUGUGUGCCCUGCCUGCCCUGGUGGCAGCAAGGCCAGGGACAUGUGAGGCUGUGUGCAGAGCACCUGUCACACCCGACUGUGUGUGCGUGUGAUCUGUUUCAUGGGCAUAUACAAGCUUUACAUUUAUUUUUAUGUGGUAUUCUAUUAUUCGAUAAGAAGAGUACUGUCCUGUAGUGUUCCAUGAAUGAAUCUUGACUUUAAAUACUGUAAAGGAAUACUCUGGUGCAUCGCUUUUCAGUGCCGUGCUUAUUCCAAAGGAAGAAAAAUCUGAAUGUGAAAAUGAAAUUCUGUCUCAAUGACUUCUUCAUGGAGAGGCUCUCAAGUCUCCUUUAAUUCAAUAUAAUUACAGUCAGAUUUUGAGUAAGUUGUUCUAUGGUGUUACGUUUCCAAGCUGGAAAUCUCCCAGGAAGGUGACAUGCUCCUGGGAAAUGAAAUGGAACUUUUAUUUAACAAAUGUUCAUUUGUGGUCAGAUACAUAUAACAUAAAAUGUCUUAACCAGUUCAGUGGCAUGUGUAUGUUUACAUUGUGUGAGGUCUCCAGAACUUUAUCACCCAAAGGACACUCUAAUCAUUAAACAGCAGUGCUCCAUUCCCUCCUCCUCCCCCAGUCUCUGUCUUCACCAUUUCAUUUUCUUUUAAUUUGACUCUUCUCCAUUGCAUCUGGUCGCAUUAGCCCUUUUCAAAACGGCCAGCUUAUGACCCCCAGCCCUACCAUCAGGCAGAGGAAUCACCAAGGAUGUCUGUCUCUGUGGCCUGAGGUCAUGUGACAUCAUAGGGUCGUGGGGUCAUGGUCAGGUUGCCAACUGAAGGGCCUUCUCCUGAGAUCUGAGGCUGACUUUCAGGCUGAGAUGUGGGAUCAAAGGCAAGUCUUGGGAGCCCUAGGGGACCCAGGGCCAGGCACAACUCCCCAUGGAGCAUGUCACUCAGCCUCUCCGUGCCUCCUUUCUCACCUGCAGGUUUGGGGCAGGUGGCACCUCCUACCACCAGCUGUGGUGACUGAUGGAGGGUAAGGGUGGGGGCACUGGCUUGGUGCUGCCUCAGCACUUGCUCUCAUGACACUCUGGGGCUUGGCACUAGUGCUUAAAAUCCAUCACCCUGAUUCCGGGAGGUGGUGUUCUUGCUGAUCCCUCUGAUGGGGCUUUGGCUGUCCCGCCAUCCUUCCAGACUUACUUCUCUGUACAUCUAACACAUCAUUAUGUAAAGUAUUAUAUGCAGAGUUGCAACUUAAUUUAUGCAAUUUGUAUGUGCAAAUAUACUGGACUUUAUUUUUUUAAUUAAAAAUAAUGCAGACAUUGUAAAAUAUCAAUACCGGAAUGUAAU
Molecule: messenger RNA, 3938 nt
Organism: Condylura cristata (star-nosed mole)
Lineage: Eukaryota; Metazoa; Chordata; Mammalia; Eulipotyphla; Talpidae
Product: two pore calcium channel protein 2-like
Exons: 19
Coding region: 152-2464 (770 amino acids)
Biological process (GO): monoatomic ion transport; transmembrane transport
Cellular component (GO): membrane
Molecular function (GO): monoatomic ion channel activity
Source: RefSeq, a predicted model, not a curated record